Molecule: messenger RNA, 4163 nt
Organism: Opisthorchis viverrini
Lineage: Eukaryota; Metazoa; Platyhelminthes; Trematoda; Opisthorchiida; Opisthorchiidae
Exons: 11
Coding region: 106-3183 (1025 amino acids)
Source: RefSeq, a predicted model, not a curated record
CAGAACCUGAUGUGGUGAGUAAAGAGAACGCGUAAAGAUGACUUCUUUUUGAACUUUCAAUACUCACAGGAGGAACGUCAGAAACGUGCCGAAGAAACCAUUCUCAUGCAACUGGUUCCUCGAACUCCAAGAAGUCGGGAGAAACUAGAUCCAAUUGCAACUUCCAGUUCCGGCAAAUCGAGCGAGAUCACAGAUGGCACUAUCUACGUGCCCGUCUCAGACAUUGACGAACCAGAUCUCGCAGUGAUGGAUAGACAAAGUCAAAUGGAAGUGGCCAAACUGAGGAGAAUCCACAGAAAACACCAACUAAGGGAUCGUAAGGCUGGAAAACCACCAUAUUUGUACCUGUACGAACCCGGCGUGGCCCGUGGACAACCGAAGAAUUCCGGACGUUUGCGAACACAACAGGAGAAAGCGACGCUGGCCAAAUCUCGCGGUGAUACUCAUCAGCUGGCGCAAGAGAGCACUAAGCUAGAUGUGGCCGGGUCUUCAGAAGGUGACCAGUCACGUUCCCACGACAAGGAAGACCAAGGUGAUAGAACGAUGGGAGAAGAGCGAUCGUCAAGAUCGUUGGGACUGUGCGAAACUAUCAAGGACGAACAGCUUCGGACCACCAUGGAACCGACGGAAGAAUCUGGACAAAAGCUUGUUUUGAACGAAGAGAGUGAGAAAUCACGACAAAACGACGUAUCCUACAGAGAACCCCACCGAAAGGACAAUACCAAUGCACGGAAACACACAUUGUUCCCGCGAUCGCCCCCAAUGCCAGACAAGACGGUGCCUGGUGCAGUUCCUACCAUGGUCUUCUCGGCGUCGAAGCCACCUCAUGGUGUUUUCAUUCCGGCUUCAUCUGAGGCCAGAAAUCGCGUUCAGUCACAGAACAUAACAUCUCCCCGGAAGCUAAGACCUGUACGAUCGCGGCCACACAGCUCAAGGACGGCAGGUGACUUGGAUAUGUAUCAGAUCGCUGGUCAGCAUAGACCAGAGUGUAACAUUAGCGGGGAAAGUGAGGGUUUGCCGAAACUAAUCAGCAGUAGAUCAGACGAAACCCCAUGUGUUGUCAGAUUUAUGUAUCUUGGCGCAACUCGGUUAGAAGAAGCCGCAAUAGGCAGAACCAGUGAACCUGGUUCGAGGGCUGCUCGAGGUCAGACUGGUGACUGGGCACAGAGGACCAAACGACUGAUUACGGUCAGUCAGCAACCGAGUGGGACAAACACAAUCACAGUUUUCAAAGGUGUCUUACAACCUGGAGAUGUUUUCGAGUUCACCAGUCGCCGCGUUUUCGGUCACCCGUUCUCACUCUCCCUGUGCAUUGACGGUACACAGGAUGCUCGGAUUAGUGCCUGUUGUGAAUAUCGGCACAAGUGUGGGAUGAGAAUUGGCGGGAAAUAUGGACACUUUGUAUACCUGAGUGUGGAAGGUUCUGUGCCGUGUUUCAAGUGCCAGGCUGCCCAAAGUGUUCGAUUGGAAGGAGAGAAAUUGAAGAAAGAAAGCAGACCCUCUGAUUUACUGACGGAAUCUGGUGAUAGUGUCGAACAGCACCGGGAAAAUGACGAGUUAUCCAGCGUAAACGAACAAGACUCUUCCAAUCCGAGUGCCCUCUUAUCACCGGUGGAAAGAUUUGGUACAAACAUCACUCGACGCAUAGCCAGCUCAACUCGGUGGGAGCAUUUUGCCACAGGUGUUACGGAAGAACUGCCGUACGAAAUGACUGACGAGCAGCCUGAAUGGCUGGAAGAAAAAUUGCAACUUGGCUCGGAGGAAAGCGACGAAGAAGCGAUACAACACUACUGUCAAACACAGGAAUCGAUAAGUCACCUGUCGAUGAGCACAGAAAGAGAAUGUUUUCGUGCGUAUUCUAUGGAGUUUGACAAUUAUCGAGAGGUGACAACCGAGCAAGAAUAUUACGAAAACAUCUAUGAGGAAGAGGCAGAUGAGGACGACUCAGUGCCAGAGGUGGAGGAAGGGGGUGAAAAAAGUGUAGAUGUAUCGGAAGAUCAAGUGCGUGAUGAGGUGGAUGACAUAGGAGGCGGUUUGGAAUCGGACUACGAAGCUGAGCACCCAGUAGAAGCUACUCAAGGUCAAGAGAACAGUGAGGAGGAAGAAAAUGGCGUCAUUGUAGAAAAGGUGGAUGCGUUUUAUCAGCACAAAAUGGCUGCAUUUAGCUCUGCUCCAACAGAAGUGCAAAACUAUGUCGACAGUGCUCUACCAACUAACGGGAUCUAUGAGAAUACUGUUCCGCUCUAUGAAACCUCAUCUGGGGAUGUGCACAAUAUUACAGGUUGUGAUUUACUCAUCACUGAUGUAACGGAAGAGGCGAUGUUGAGUUAUUACGCUGCUUUGGAACCCAUGGAUCCUCACAAUUCGUCCGCCUCAGGCGAUUCGUUCACGCAUGCUUUCUCAACCACCGUGCAUUCUGCUCACCCAUGUGCUAGGCUUUCCUCAGUGACUAUGGGUUUUGAAAGUGAGCAGCUCCAAUCACCGACCUGGUAUUCGAAAGUGGAUUUUAUUGGCGGGUCAGUUUUGAUGGUACCCAGAUGUGAGAACGAACAGACUGGGUACAACGUUCACAAAGACUUGGAACGUUGUUGUCAAGGCGUUGAAACCUCGUCUAUAUCCCCGUGUACCAAUGGGACAAGGUCCGUCACAUUCACUUCAGCAAUGAGUGACGCUAAAUCACCGGAUAAGCGGUCAGUGGAAGCCACCCGCCAGAUCAAAUCGGUAGGACCUCAGUUUAGACUGAUCGGUGAUGAUCAGAGACCACCUGUGACAGAAGAGCUGAAUGCACUGUACUCCACUCAUGCAUCUCCUCAGAUUGUUCGAGAUAGAUUUAACGUCCUGUCAGCGCCAGAAUACAAUUCCGCUGGGUUUUUCACCAAGAUCCAAGACAGGACAUUUGACCAACCGAAGAUGGAAUGGAAAGAAGCUGUGGAUGAAACCAGUAACAAGCGACCUGCGGUACCCUCGGUUCAGAAUCGCACAAGUAGUAUUGAUCGUGCUGUGGAAAAGUCUGGAGCCUCAACUGGGACACCUACAGCCUACCGAUCCAAGGUGGUCUAUCGAUCGAAGGAUUCGCUGGCAGCAGAUCACCAUGGGACCACAACGCCUUCAGCCAACGGAUUUGCUGAAGCCAUCAGAAGCACCAGGGACACUGCGUUUCUAACCCGUAAACAUACGAUCUGAAAAAUGUGGAAAUUUGCAGGAAUUUGUGUUUACUUAUGGCCGCCAGUUACAUCAGUUCCAUUGUUUUUAUUUUCUUUAUUGAACAAGCUGCCUACGCUGCGGAUUUUGAAGAACUGCAAUCCUCUGGAGAUGAUACUCACAAGUGCUCCAACCUAAGAAAGACAGGCGUUUCUUCAGAUAAUUCACGACAUUCUUCCGGGACAAAGUCGACUGAAUCAGCCAACGAAAGUGAUUGGUCGAAAAAAGGCACGUGAACCCUGCAUGAUGUUUACCAGCCACGUGACUCAACGUUAUCACGUCAUCCACUCGUGCACCAGCUGUUGUCCCAUUUGUGUUGUGACCUUGGGCAUUUCUGUUCUGAAGCGCCAACGUUGUUCUCUCUCUUCGUUUCAAUCAUUUUCUCCUGCAUUUUUCCAUUUCUCAUCUGGCGCCCCACUGCAUGUUUGCUGACCUUAUCGAUGUUUCGGCAGCGAGAUGCACUUUGUAAAACCGUGUAAAUUCACUGAAAUGUGAAAUGGUUCACGGAAGACCAUGGUAUGAUUAGCCUUAGUAGGUACUUGACCGUUUUAGUACGCUACGUAUUCACAUGCGAGAGUUGUUUGUGAAUUUACGAUUGAUCUGACGAAGGAAUGUGCGGAAGAACGCAAGCACGCAUUUGUUCUCAGCAAUGUACGACCUAUUUCGUGAGAUUUUACAUUCCAUCACUGUCUCAGAUAUGUUAUUUUUGUAGCAAGUUGCAAAUACACGCUAGUGGGUGCUUGCUUACACGGACUUUCUUUCCAACCGCUAGCUAAAGUACCAGCUGGUAUGUGUUUAUUGAAAAGUAUACAAAAAUUUAUUGCUUUGUGUACGUCGCACUUUGCAUUAUUUCAACUCUUCAAAUACAGGAUUGCUUUCGACCUACUACGUAUAAUCAGUUGGCUUGGCCAUUAUUUUACUAUGUCAAUAUUAUCCGCCUCCCAUGCGCGGAAAUAUACCUC